Messenger RNA from Balaenoptera musculus (blue whale), 5007 nucleotides. RefSeq names its product prickle planar cell polarity protein 1 (gene PRICKLE1). Gene Ontology annotation, molecular function: zinc ion binding. The transcript is spliced from 10 exons. The coding region runs from base 1072 to 3576 and encodes 834 amino acids. Lineage: Eukaryota; Metazoa; Chordata; Mammalia; Artiodactyla; Balaenopteridae. The record is from RefSeq and is a predicted model, not a curated record.
UGUCCACUGGACCACCACGGAAGGCCCUAUAUAUUUUUUUAAUGUUUAUUUUUUGGCCAGCUCUUAGAACUUGUUUAGUAAAUGUAAUGUUUUGUCAUUUUAAGUAAUUAUCCUCUGAUAUAAAGGAAAACAAGAGGCUUUCUCCAGAUUAAGAACGCUGAAGCAACAGCUCAUGAGGCCAUUGAAUUUUUAUAAUCCUUUUUGACUGUAUGUCCUCCUUAAAAUGCCCUCUCUGGGUGAAGUGGACUGGCCCCCCCCACCCCCGUCUGGCUGUGUCAUCGUGCAUGUCUGCAGUGCAGCAGCAGUGUGACUACUUCACCAAAGAAAAGGUUCCACCCAGGAGGCAGUGCAGGGCUGCAGGGGUUUAAGGUCACCCAUGAGCCCGGUUCUAAGGCCACUGCCCUUGGACAGCUGACCCAUGGCGGAUUGCUCUGAGGCUCGGUUUCCUCCUUGGUUUUAAGCAAGAUACGCCUUCGUGGGGUUGCUUGACGUGGUGAUCAGAUGUCACGGCACUGAUCACGCCAGGCUAGGCACAGAGGUGAGAGUUAGCUGUCAGAGUGUCAACAAAGGACACUGAAAGCUGCGCCUGUGUCACUCAUGUUCCUUCAGUUCAUCACGAAGUUCGUCGCUUCGCCGGUGAGCGGUGAGUGACAGUUCAGUUUGAACCGAGGCUGGGAUGGCUGUGGGAGCUGCAGGCUGGAGACGUGGCCGGCGUCCAGGAGUACAAGGAAUGUGCCAAUGUUUAGAAAGCCUUUCCUCAGACAUGAAUGAAGUACACCUGUGUGAACUUAUGUCUUGUGUAAAAGUGCCUGGGGACAGGGGAUGAUUUUUAAGAAUCGGAAGAAACUUGGAAGGAACAUACAUGGGGAAAACAAAGUCCCUGUGCUGUAGAUCAGGGACUGUUGUCUUGACACCUUUAUAGGCCUUCAUCUGAGGAGACUUUUCAGAGGCGGACUUACCCUGGUGGCGCAGUGGUUAAGAAUCUGUGCCCCGCAGCAGGCUGAGAGCAUGUCACACACACAGCCGCUGUCUGAUGUCCUGUGACUGAGAAGCUGGCUGUUUGACUUUGUUAUGAUGCCUUUGGAGAUGGAGCCCAAAAUGAGCAAACUUGCCUUCGGGUGCCAGCGGAGCUCCACGUCCGAUGACGACUCGGGCUGUGCGCUGGAGGAGUACGCCUGGGUCCCCCCAGGCCUCAGACCCGAGCAGAUCCAGCUCUAUUUUGCUUGCUUACCAGAGGAAAAGGUUCCUUAUGUUAACAGCCCUGGAGAGAAACACCGAAUUAAACAGCUUUUGUACCAGUUGCCACCACAUGAUAAUGAGGUGCGGUAUUGCCAGACUUUGAGUGAAGAGGAGGAAAAAGAGUUGCAAGUGUUCAGUGCUCAGCGGAAGAAAGAAGCACUCGGAAGAGGGACGAUUAAACUUCUGUCCAGAGCAGCGAUGCACGCUGUGUGCGAGCAGUGUGGGUUGAAGAUAAAUGGAGGUGAAAUUGCAGUGUUUGCCUCUCGAGCGGGCCCUGGAGUAUGCUGGCACCCAUCCUGUUUUGUCUGCUUCACGUGCAACGAGCUGCUGGUCGACCUCAUCUAUUUUUAUCAGGAUGGAAAAAUUCACUGUGGCCGGCACCAUGCUGAGCUGCUCAAACCCCGGUGUUCAGCAUGUGACGAGAUAAUUUUUGCUGAUGAGUGCACAGAAGCAGAGGGUCGCCACUGGCACAUGAAACACUUCUGCUGCCUUGAGUGCGAGACGGUCCUGGGGGGACAGAGGUACAUCAUGAAGGACGGCCGCCCGUUCUGCUGCGGCUGCUUCGAGUCCCUGUACGCCGAGUACUGUGAGACCUGCGGCGAGCAUAUUGGUGUGGACCAUGCGCAGAUGACCUAUGACGGACAGCACUGGCACGCUACAGAGGCCUGCUUUUCCUGCGCCCAGUGCAAAGCCUCUCUGUUGGGAUGCCCCUUCCUUCCCAAACAAGGUCAGAUUUAUUGCUCAAAGACAUGCAGCCUCGGUGAAGACGUCCAUGCCUCAGAUUCUUCGGACUCUGCGUUCCAGUCGGCCCGAUCAAGAGACUCCAGAAGAAGUGUCCGGAUGGGCAAAAGCAGCCGGUCGGCAGAUCAGUGUCGGCAGUCUCUCCUCUUGUCCCCUGCUCUGAACUACAAGUUUCCUGGCCUUUCAGGCAAUGCUGACGACACCCUUUCUCGGAAACUGGAUGAUCUGAGUCUUUCCAGGCAAGGAGCAGGUUUCGUCAAUGAAGAAUUUUGGAAAGGCAGAGUAGAGCACGAAACCCCAGAAGACCCUGAAGAAUGGGCUGAGCAUGAAGAUUAUAUGACGCAGCUGCUCCUCAAGUUUGGUGAUAAAAGCCUCUUUCAGCAGCAGCCCAAUGAGAUGGACAUUCGAGCCAGUGAGCACUGGAUAUCUGAUAACAUGGUUAAAAAUAAGACCGAGUUAAAGCAAAAUAACCAGAGCCUUGCAAGUAAGAAAUACCAGUCUGAUAUGUACUGGGCACAGUCACAAGAUGGACUGGGGGAUUCUGCUUAUGGCAGCCACCCGGGCCCUGCGAGCAGUCGAAGGCUCCAGGAGUUGGAUCUGGACCAUGGGGCUUCGGGAUAUAGUCACGAUCAAACUCAGUGGUAUGAAGAUUCCCUGGAGUGUUUGUCAGACUUGAAACCAGAGCAGAGUGUUCGGGAUUCUAUGGAUUCUUUGGCUUUGUCUAAUAUCACAGGGGCUUCGGUGGAUGGAGAAAGCAAGCCAAGGCCAUCGUUAUAUUCUCUGCAAAACUUCGAGGAAAUAGAGGCAGAAGACUGUGAGAAAAUGAGCAAUAUGGGGACUUUGAACUCUUCCAUGCUGCACAGGAGCACAGAGUCCUUGAAGAGCCUCAGUUCAGAGCUGUGUCCAGAAAAAGUCCUGCCUGAGGAGAAGCCAGUGCACCUGCCAGUACUCCGCAGGUCCAAGUCUCAGUCCAGGCCACAGCAGGUCAAGUUUUCCGAUGAUGUCAUUGACAACGGAAGCUAUGAGAACAUCGAAAUCCGGCAGCCGCCCAUGAGCGAGAGAACGCGGAGACGGGUGUACCAUUUUGAAGAAAGGGGACCCAGGUCUCAUCACCAUCGCCGCAGAAGAAGUAGGAAGUCCCGCUCGGACAAUGCUCUGAACCUCGUUACAGAAAGAAAAUACUCUCCCAAGGACAGGCUGCGGCUUUACGCCCCUGAUAACUAUGAGAAGUUUAUCCAGAGUAAGAGUGCCCGGGAGAUCCAGGCCUACAUCCAGAACGCUGACCUGUACGGGCGGUACGCCCAUGCCACGUCCGACUACACCCUGCAGAAGCCGGGAGGGCCUCGGUUUCUGGGACUCUACGGGGAGGACGACGACUCCUGGUGCUCCUCCUCCACCUCCUCCUCCUCCGACUCAGAAGAAGAAGGAUAUUUUCUCGGACAGCCAAUUCCUCAGCCCCGGCCGCAGAGAUACGCAUACUAUACAGAUGACCUUUCUAGUCCAACUUCCGCACUCCCCACUCCUCAGUUUGGUCAGAGGACAACUAAAUCCAAGAAGAAAAAGGGACACAAGGGCAAAAACUGUAUCAUUUCUUAACCUAGUAGCUGUGGAGAUCGUAAACUUAGCCAUUAACCAUCUUAAAUCGUAUCUUUUUUCUUCCAUAGGAAAGUUGCUAAAAUAGAUUCAAGUGCUUUGCCCAUGUAAAUGAGACCCCGACUGCUGUUUACAGUGUCAGAUUAGCCUUUGGAAGGUGUGAUUUCUCCAUUUACCCUCCUUGGAUGGUGCCAGGUGGACGUGACCUCUUGUGCCUGUUGGGUGCAUCACAGUUUGAUCUCCAACCCUCAAGAGAUCCUCAAGAACCUGUUGAGAGGUGAUUGGAUGGGGGUGUUGAUUUUAGACAAUAGAGAACUCGAGCCACCUUUGUAAAGCACUAGUGUUUGUCGUUUAUCUGCACCAGGUUGGUCCAGGUCCUGACAGUCUGUCCUGUUGUGCGGCAUGCACGUAAGUCAUGUGACCCAGCCAACACUGUGCGUCCCGUCAUGCAAGGCCACGUCGUCCCCUUCCAACCCUCAUUAGCCAGGUAAACAUUAUAUUGUAUUAGCUCCAGCUAGAGAUCGAAAAGAACAUUGCUAUUUAUAAUGUAGUAUCUCAUAGACUUAAGUGUAUUCCUAAUUUAACGGUGCAAAUAUUAAUGUAUAUACUGUACAGUUCAGAUUUUAAAGCUGAUAUUUUUAUAUCCCUGAAAUGUAAGAUGUUUGUUACACUGCAGUGCUAGAUUUGUUAGGGAACCAGAAACAUCAUUUAUGGAUGAAAUGAUUGCUUGUAUUUUAGUCAGGGUUUAUAAGUUUAGAUGGUCAAAUUUAUAUUGCCUAGUGAUGGAAAGUUCCUUUUUUUUUUUUUUUUUCCUCCAAUAUUAAAAAGGCUCUGUAUGCAUGGUGGGGCUAUGUAAAUACUCUUUAAAACUAUGGCCCUAUUAAUCUUACAAGUGUUAUUUAUGGGUCAAGCAAUGUAAACUGUAUAAAUGUAAAAACAAACAAACAAAAAAAACCCCCUACACGUACACCUGGAAUAUAUGGUAAAAACAAGCAGAAGCUGUUUGGGUGAAUACUUUUUUUCCCCUUUGGCAUGGGCAGGGGUUGCCUUUCCCAUUUUCAGCAAGGUAGUGAUUAUCUCAUGGAAAGAGACCAAAAAAACUACAAGGAUCUGCUUUCUGUGGCAGAGUACUUUGUAGAUUUAUUCCUUUUCAUCCCUCCUUUCCAGCUAAUUUGUUGGCCUUUAACAGCAGUUUUGAAAACCGGGCCUUCUGGUUAUGUUUUUCUUUUAAAGUAUUUAGAGGAUGCUGUGUUACUGGUUACUUCAAGUUAAUAUGUGGUUCUAUUUCAAGGGAGAAUUACGUUGGAUUUGAACUGAUGAGCUAAUAUUUUGAUAUGGGCCAUUCUUGCACAUAUGUUUCAGUCCUAACUAACUCAGUGUCCCAGUGGUAUCGCAGAACUUUAGGAAGGUAUUUAAUAAAUGCUUAAUAAAUAA